Molecule: messenger RNA, 714 nt
Organism: Lathyrus oleraceus (garden pea)
Lineage: Eukaryota; Viridiplantae; Streptophyta; Magnoliopsida; Fabales; Fabaceae
Product: auxin-responsive protein SAUR71
Exons: 1
Coding region: 60-428 (122 amino acids)
Biological process (GO): response to auxin
Source: RefSeq, a predicted model, not a curated record
UUAAAAUACUUGCACAAAAUCACUAUUCUUUAUCUCAUAGUUAUUAUCCUUUGAAAACUAUGAAAAAUUUUAUUCGCAAAUUCUCUUGUAUUAGUGACUCGUCGAGUUACUCUCUCCUCCAAUCCAACUCAACCAAAUCACGACGUGCCGAAUCAGUCCAGUCGGAUUAUGUGCCCGAGGGUCAUGUCCCAGUGUACGUGGGAGAAGAAAUGCAGCGGUUCGUCCUCAAUGCAGAACUACUUAACCAUCCAGUUUUUGUGAACCUCCUCAACCUAUCAGCACAAGAAUACGGAUACAAACAGAAAGGUGUGCUUCGAAUUCCAUGUCGUGUUUCUGUAUUUGAGCAAGUUCUUGAAGCGAUUCGACUCGGCCGUGACCCACAAAUUAUUCGCAACCUCCUCGGUUCCUCAUCCGACGAGGCUUCCUAGAAGUCUCAUUUCGUUGCGGCAUAAUUUAUGAAAUAAUUGAUGAAAUAAUUGACAAAUUAAUAUGUAUUUGUAAUUGUUACAUCCACCAAUACUUAUUAUAAAAAAAAUUAGUUUUUAAAUAAAUUAAAUAAUUAAUAUAUUUGAUACAUAUAUUAAUUAUUCAAUGUAUUUAAAAGUGAUUUUUUUUUUAUUAUAAGGAUUGAAAAAAAAUCCUAGUUGAACUUUAUUUUUAGUGUAAAAUCACAGUCAACAGAUAAUAAUAAAGUAUGUGAAUGAUUUAAAAGAA